Molecule: messenger RNA, 2803 nt
Organism: Hydractinia symbiolongicarpus
Lineage: Eukaryota; Metazoa; Cnidaria; Hydrozoa; Anthoathecata; Hydractiniidae
Product: 40-kDa huntingtin-associated protein-like
Exons: 3
Coding region: 165-1088 (307 amino acids)
Biological process (GO): vesicle cytoskeletal trafficking
Cellular component (GO): early endosome
Molecular function (GO): protein binding
Source: RefSeq, a predicted model, not a curated record
AUCGGGCUUUUCGUUACUAUGAUUUGGUGUGUAUUUAGCUUGUAAUCUAAUGAUUUCGUUACACUUUUUAACUUGGUUAACUGUAGUCAUUACUAUUGUUGCUUUUUAUUGACAUUAUUUUUUUUAUAUUAAGGGUAUUAUAAUAUAUACAAAAUAGGAUAAGGAUGGACCGAGACCUGGAUGUAUUCUCUAAUUAUCGCACGAUCACUAAUAAAAUCAAGAAGCGAUUUUUAAAGAAACCGAAUUACGCGGAAGCCAGCGAGCAGUUUGGAACGUUAACGCGAGUGCUCAAGCAACAGGAAUGUCCACAAUAUGCUGGAUUUUGUUGCCUUGCUAAAGCACGUUGUGAAAACACAGUGGGGAAUACUAUUGCAGAGUCCCAGUCGCUGACUGAAGCUGCGAGACUGUUCUUCGAAGCUGAAAAGGUGAAUGUGGACGUCAAAUGUGCAGCUUUGGAAGAACAUAUAACAGAAGCCAUUCAUUGUUACAAUCAAGCUGUGAAAGCUCACCAAAAAGAGGGCAACACUGCAUUAGCUGCAAUUGUGUCGUUAGAAUUGGCCAGAAACUUGUUAGACAUUGGUAAAAUAGAAGAAGCGCACCAAUAUUUUUUUCGCGCUGCAGAAAUUCAAAAGACAUACAGCGUUGUCGAUUACGUAUGUAGUUUACAAAACGCCGCCACGUGCAAACUAUACAUGAACGAUUAUUCGUCUGCUCUGCAACACCUUUUCGAGAUUUCGCUAACACUCGAGAGCCUGAUAAGCACAGAUAAAGAAUGUUUAACGUAUAGUAUAUCGCAGAUUCUUCAGAAUGUGGAAGUAACUAGUGUUUUCGCGUUGCUGUUAAUGAAGUCGUCACCUAUGGAUAUGAAGGAGGAACACUUGAAAGUGAUGGAGCGUUACACCUGGGAGAAUAGCGACAACAACGCUAUUUUACCGGAAGACUUGUUUUUCUCGAUACAAUCCGUUGUGAUGGCGGCACAGGCCCGUGACGGAGAGAUCUUAAAAGACCUUGAAAAUGAACUUUAUUCUUGCUUAGACCAAAUACAAUGUGAUAUGUUACAUAAGAUUGUUUUGGAGUAUAACGAAUAGUUAAUAGUUUUGCCUGCGUAAACAUAUAAAUUUCCACACAACUGAAAAAUGGAUAUACAUAACAGGAUUGCGAGAAAUGUGUAAUAUUUGUUGAAUUAUUUUUCAAUAAACUAAUGUUUCUAUGAAGUGAAUCUUGGAAUCAAUUCUCGCAUUUCAGAUUGACGUGUGUUAGGCAUGAUAGAUUUUUUUGAUACCUUAUUUGUAAGUAAUAAAAUACACGUGAAUUAAAAAGUUUGUUUUUUUAACAAACAGAAAUGUGUGCUAUGUUUUUUAAUCUGUUAAGGAAUGUGCGUCCACUUCGUACUCAAUCCCUUAAAAUAUUUAAACCCAUAAGUAUUGACGUGUUAGUGAAUGACAGUGUAGUCAGAAAAAUGUAUAUCAAAAACAAACUUCCCGUAACCCGCUCUUUAAAAACUUUAAAAGAAAACAUUUCCAUUGGAUCUUACCACAAUAUUAUCGUGUUUAAAACCUAAUCGUGCGCUAAAAAUUUUAGGCACUUUUUUUAGACGCAAGAGCAAGUGAAGAACCGUUUAAAUUUUUUACAGCAUACCUCCAUAAUGGCAGUAUUCAAAUCGAAGUCAAAAACGUCCUGAAGAUACCUUCAUGCUGGCGCCAGUUAUUAGUUUUUUUUUGUUUGGGAGCACAACCUUAAAAUGUAACUAAAUAUUUUUUUUUUUAAAAGCGUAAUAAAUUUAUGGUCUCUCUAAAAAGAGCAGUUAUCUGUCUGUUUGUUCGUGCGUCUAUUUGUCUUUUUGUUACGGAAACACGAAAACAAUAUAUAAAGGACGGGCUACCACGUGGAUUAGUCUCUUUAAUAAUAGCCGUCGUACGUCUGUCUGUGUGUUCGCGAAAGCCGUGUCCCGCAACGGAAACACGAAAUUUUUAAAAUGCGCAUCAAUACCAAAUGCGAUAUAUUUCUGUCCACUUUGUUGCAACGGGUUAAGGACGGGCGACCCCGUGGAUUUUUCCACGGCCUACCACUUCUCUUUAAUAAUAGCCGUCGUCUGUCUGUCCGUGUGUCCGCGAAAGCCGUGUCCCGUAACGGAAACAAGAAAUUUUUAAAAUGCGCAUCAAUACCAAAUGCGAUAUAUUUCUGUCCACUUUGUUGCAACGGGUUAAUUUAAAGGACGGGCGGCCACGUGGAUUUUUCCACGGGCUAACGACUAGUCUCUAUAGUAAUAGCCGUCGUCUGUCUGUCUCUGCGCGGACCCCUCGCUCCGUUAGAAAAUGAUGUUACGGAAACACGAAUAUCAAAUGCGAUAUAUUUUUAUCCACUUUGUUGCGACGGGUAAAUUUAAAGACAUGCGAACCCGUGGAUUUUUCCACGGGCUAAACUAUAAUACCCGUACACGUCUGUCUGUCACGUAAAAUAAGACCGCAAGUAGCGGUAUAAAAAUAUUAGGCGAACCCGUGUAUUUUUCCAAGGGCCACCAACUAUGUUUUUAAAAUUAUUUCGAAAGUGACAUCCAUGUUUUGAAAUCGCCUGAAUGAGAUUUGCCUGACUCAACGGACAGUACAUUCAGAAAUAAAGUUUUUUUUGCAAACAAACAAACAAAGUCUUGUAAGAUGUCCAUACUGCUAGGUAUGUUCGAAGAAUCGGAAAUUUUCAAUGUCAAAAUAUGAGGAAAAAAUCAGAAAUAUUAGUAAAUUCUAGAUCUGUUCUUAUAGAUUUUUCAAAGUAUGUUUUAUUAUUAUAUAUUGAUAGAACAAUAUAU